Dothidotthia symphoricarpi CBS 119687 is the source of this 1080-nucleotide messenger RNA. RefSeq names its product taurine catabolism dioxygenase. The record is from RefSeq and is a predicted model, not a curated record. The transcript has 4 exons. Gene Ontology annotation, cellular component: cytoplasm. Gene Ontology annotation, molecular function: 2-oxoglutarate-dependent dioxygenase activity. Bases 1 to 1080 code for a protein of 359 amino acids. NCBI's taxonomy places the organism in Eukaryota, Fungi, Ascomycota, Dothideomycetes, Pleosporales, Dothidotthiaceae.
AUGUCCUCAACGCACACUAUCACAGUUCAAGCUCGAGGCUAUCCAUCGCCACAGAAGAAGUCCGGAGCGCUUGAUGGAAAGUUCAAGUUUGAAGAGACAACCCCAGUCAUUGGACGAGAGUAUCCUGAAGUAAACAUCGUCGAUGACAUCCUUGCCGCCUCCAAUGUGGACGAAUUAGUUCGUGAUUUGGCCAUCACCAUUUCUGAACGUGGAGUUGUUUUCUUCCGCGCCCAGAAUAACCUCAGCGAUGAACUCCAAAAGCAACUAGUUCAACGUCUGGGACGACUAGUCGGCAAACCAUCUGAUUCCACACUUCACAUUCAUCCUGUACACAACAAUACGUCGGAAUUUGGUGUGGAUGAUGCCGAGAUCAGUACCAUCAGCUCUCUCGAACGAAAAAGCAUCUUCAAGAAUGAAUCAGGCAACAACAGGACUUCCGGCAACAACCGCUACGGCGCGGCUCAAUGGCACUCUGAUAUCCAGUUUGAACCUGUACCUGCCGACUACACUUCCCUUCGAUUGACAAAGCUGCCGGAUACUGGCGGUGAUACACUAUGGGCCUCUGGGUAUGAAGUCUAUGAUCGCUUUUCUAAAGUGUAUCAAAAGUUUUUCGAAGGACUCACUGCUACCUUCAUUGGAGAAGGUUUCAUAAAGGCUGCCGCUGCCAAUCCUGACAGAGUCAAGUUGUAUGAGAAGGAGCGAGGGAGCCCAAAGAACGUGGGGAAAAAAUUGACUGCUGUUCACCCCGUUGUUCGAACCAACCCAGUCACCGGGUGGAAGAGUAUUUAUGCACUUGGUCCCUUUCCUAGAUAUAUCAAUGAGCUGAACGACGAGGAGUCAAACGAGCUCCUCGCGAAGUUUCGCUCUAUCCUCACAGAGAACCACGAUCUUCAAGUACGGUUCAAGUGGAGGAACGAAAACGAUCUUGCCAUCUGGGACAACCGAAGCGCUUUCCACUGCGCCACACACGAUUAUGAUGGCCUUGGCGAACGGUUUGGCAACCGUGCAGUUGGCAUUGGGGAAGUGCCUUACCUUGAUCCCAGUAGCGAGUCCAGAACUGAAGCAUUGGCGAAGAAAUAG